Messenger RNA from Babesia bovis T2Bo, 701 nucleotides. Its product is annotated as putative integral membrane protein. The transcript has a single exon. Bases 62 to 664 code for a protein of 200 amino acids. Lineage: Eukaryota; Apicomplexa; Aconoidasida; Piroplasmida; Babesiidae. The record is from RefSeq and is a predicted model, not a curated record.
UUGCAAACGAUCUGUACAAUCGGUUGUGAAUUAUUAUUUAAGGAUCUAACCAUGGUACACCAUGUAUAAUGCCAAGGCUGCCGAUGAGGUGUAUCUGAUCCCCAACUCAAGUAGCAGUUUACGUCGUGGUACAUAUGGGCAAUUAUUAUUGAUAUCGAGUUUCUUAUACCUUUGCCCUAUUUUGGACGUCAUUUUAGUUUGGUGGUCGUCAUCAUCGCAGAUAGCCAAUGCAUCAUCAACUCUUUUCAAGUUUUGUGUAGUGUCUUACACAUGUGUCAAUGUUGCCACUAGUUUGACGGGGUUUGGUGGAAUGAUAUUCAAGAAUGAAUCGGCUUUGAAUGUGUCGUUGGUUUUGAUACUUAUGGAGAACACCUUGACGUUGCUGUGCACGACUACGGUUACAGUCUUCAUACUAUUUGGAUCAAACAUAUUCUCGAUUCACCAUGCUCCUCCAUUUCUGCAGUAUAUGGAAUCAAAUCGCCGAAUAGGUGUAUUGAUCUGUUUGCUUUUGAUUUGGGUUCGCAUAAGUUACUACUUUUUGAUAUGGGCUAUUACUGACCUUGAGCAUAUGUACCAUGGUGACUGCAAGAUAUUGAAGCGUUCUUCUAUGUCUGGUCAAGUACCACCUGACGAUGGUAUCACUAUAGACAUCAUUACUGAAUGACACGGCCAAUGGCAACUUAAUCAUUAGGCAAACAGUU